AUGGGCGGAGGAGGCAAGAUCCCAUACCCCAAGCACGUCUGGUCGCCCGCCGGUGGCUGGUACACACAGCCCGCCAACUGGAGGGCCAACACCGCCGUCAUCGGCCUCGUCCUCGUCAGCAUCGUCGGCAUGGCCUGGUCCGUGAGCGCCCAGCGCGAGUACCGUGACAAGAUGCCCGAGCCCGGCAGGUUCUUCCCCAGCCGAUACUGGAGCACCCAGAUUGUCGAGCACGAGAAGAAGCGGAAGGAGCAGGCGCAGUAG
This is a messenger RNA of Ascochyta rabiei, 261 nucleotides long. RefSeq lists its product as uncharacterized. The record is from RefSeq and is a predicted model, not a curated record. Lineage: Eukaryota; Fungi; Ascomycota; Dothideomycetes; Pleosporales; Didymellaceae. The coding region runs from base 1 to 261 and encodes 86 amino acids. The transcript is spliced from 3 exons.